This is a messenger RNA of Rubroshorea leprosula, 941 nucleotides long. NCBI's taxonomy places the organism in Eukaryota, Viridiplantae, Streptophyta, Magnoliopsida, Malvales, Dipterocarpaceae. The record is from the annotation of a GenBank genome assembly.
CCUUCACUUCCUAGGGUUCAUACGGUUUAUGAAAUUUCGUUCUUGGUUGUGACGAAUCGAAGAAGAUUUUGAUCAGGGCUUUGAAGGAAUAUCUCUUGAAAAGUUAAUAUCUUCUUUCAAUUUCAAUCCAAUCGCAGGCAGACAUGGCUGAUGAUAUGCCCGCAGACCCCCUUCAUGAAAUUCUGACUCUGCUUCCAGUAAAAUCCUUGAUGCGAUUCCAGUGCGUCUGCAAUCAUGGAAGCUUCGUAUCAAAAACCAAAAUUCGUAGCCGGCCAUCUCUCGUUCGCAAUCACUGUCAUGGAAGAAUUUGCUUAGCUAUCGAUAAAGAUGUUGUUUUAAUGAACCCCAGUAUCAGUGUCGGAUUUGGUUACGAUCCCAAAAUCAGAGAUUACAAAGUUAUAAGAACAUGGAGAAGUCCUACAUAUGACCAUGUCAGAAUUGAGGUUUAUACCAUAAGUACCAACACCUGGAGAGAAAUUGACACCAUUGAUGAGUAUUUUGCUAAGCACUUCUUCUGGGGACUUGACGUGGAGAGAUACUUGAAUGGUUACUUUUAUUGGUUAGGAGGGGAAAAAUACAAGGACAACGGGAACAACAUGAAGUAUGUUAUUUCAUCAUUUAAUAUAAGCAAUGAGAUCUUUCAAAAGAUAUCAACGCCGGAUGAUUUCCUCCCUCACCGUAGUUAUUAUAAUAAUCUCUUCUCUGACUGUCAUCAUGAUAAUGAUCUCCUCAUUCUAAAAAGCAUCAACCAUAUGGCUAUUCCCAAAUGUCAGAAUGACGCCGCGUUGCUGUUUUGGAAGGAUGAUGAGAUUCUUGUGAGAUGCUACAAGGGAAACGCGUACGCAGUGGCAUCAUACAACAUUGGGACACAACAGCUGGAUUGAUGAUAUUCCUAAUUUUGCAGAGUCUUCAAAUUCAGCAGAUGUGUGUUAUUAUGUCGG